AUGGAUAAUCCAACAUCCCGACCUGUUGAAGGAUACCCGAGGCUGGCAUGCCAUAUGGCCCAGUACUCUGAAAAUGCCGUAUUUCGACGUUUUAGUAGUCUCGGCACACGUAAUCUACUUUAUCUCCAAGCAGAAUUGGUGCAUCUCGAGCAGAAGCUUUGUCGUCUUGAAGCUGCUGAUAGUGCCUCUUCAGAGGGGCGUCGAGCUACAUAUUCCAAAGACUGGUACUGGCUUAACGAUUCUCCAGAAGAGAACGAUGAGCAGUUGAAGAUUGUCCUUUCUAUUCGUAGUAAGUUGAAGGAAUAUUGUAAGAGGGUAAAACUCGCCUCAAUCACUAUGCAGCUGAUGUUGGGGUUAGACGAUACAAUUGUGCAGCAAUCGGUCAUAAAUCGCCUCGCGAAGCCAGAUAACCAUGACCUAAGAGAGCUACAAGAUUGGCUUGAAAGACAAGCGUACGGAAACCUCGCCUUGAUUGGAGCAGAUAGCGAGACAUGGGGCAGACUUCAUCAGCCUAUCAACUCACACGCCGAUCUGCUUACUUUAAACUCUAUUGGAUGCGAAGACAGCUUUUCUCGAUGGUUCAGUCGGAAAUUCAUUGCUUGGUUUUGCCACACUUUUAGGCAUCGCCCUCUGAAUUCCGGUGAUCUAGAGUCCGGAAUUGUGUCUUACUCGAGCAGGACCAUAGAAAGAUACACUUCAUUUGUCACUACCAUUGUUGCGUCCUUGCUUCCAAUCUUGUCAACAGUUGUCCUAUUUUGCGUCCCUUCCAUGAAACUCCGACUGGGCAUCAUUGUCCUUUUCACUCUGAUAUUCGCGGCCUGUAUUUCUUCUUUCACUUCUACCAAAAGGGGAGAAAUUUUCAUAGCAACUUCAACGUAA
Messenger RNA from Hyaloscypha bicolor E, 879 nucleotides. RefSeq lists its product as uncharacterized. Lineage: Eukaryota; Fungi; Ascomycota; Leotiomycetes; Helotiales; Hyaloscyphaceae. The transcript has a single exon. Bases 1 to 879 code for a protein of 292 amino acids. The record is from RefSeq and is a predicted model, not a curated record.